Messenger RNA from Haemonchus placei, 282 nucleotides. Lineage: Eukaryota; Metazoa; Nematoda; Chromadorea; Rhabditida; Trichostrongylidae. The record is from the annotation of a GenBank genome assembly.
AUGGCGAGCUUUCCUUGGUCUUGAAUAUGUGUUACGCUUAAUGAAGCUAUCGUCUUCUAUGUACAAUCUUUCUUUGAAAUUUGGUACUGGGCCACAACAGUGCGCUACACGUCUUCCUUGCACGCAUUCGUAGCCGUAUGGGCAGAAUCUGUGAGCACAGCUUUUACCAAUCCACACCUCCUCACCGUGAGAUACAGUUCGUUUUAGUAUUUUACCUAUACGACAGGGUGGUUGGCGAAUUUCAUACUCCCAUUGCCUUUCAUUAGCACUGUCACAGCAUAG